UGAGUUCAAAAAAUGGUCCGAAUGACUUUCAAAAUCAGUUAGUGACUUCAAGAGGUAAUAUCCUUUCCCGCGACAGUACCGAUUUUAAAACCCAAACUGUUAUAUUAAUUUACGCAGAAUUUGGUUGAAUCUACGAGAAAUGUGCAGUCACACAGCAUGAGUGAGGACAUUAAAAUGUCUGGUAAAAGGUUGCAGUCUCAAACAAAACUACACGAUUUUCAAAACUCCAGAUCAAAUACUAAACAAUCUCAACCUCACUCAGCAUCCAAAUUUCCAAAAAAUGAAGGGCCAAAAUGUAAGACAAUAUUUACUUUUGGGUAUGGGUAUCGUCAGUUUUUCCAUAUGUCACAAAGCAGCUUGCAUCCUGCAAGUGGAGACCUGUUAUUCAUGAAGUUCUCAGUGAAGGCGAGAAGUGAUGCACACAUCCUGCUCUCCCCAAGCCCCUCACCUGAGGAUUUGGAACCUGUGUAUGAGAUCGUCCUUGGUGCUGGAAAAAACACGUUCUCCGACAUUAGGAGGAGACGGAGAGCUGCUACAAAGACUUCAGCAUAUACCAAAGAUAUCUUGUCUGGCACUGAGCAAAGAGAAUUUUGGGUGAGGAUGAACCACCAAGGCAUGAUCUCAGUCGGUCAUGAGGGCGAGGACUUGCCAUUCAUGGAGUGGCAAGAUCCUGACCCUCUACUUAUAUUGUACUUCAGCUUCUGUACGUGGAGUGGUGUGGCUGGCAAGUGGAUUUAUGACUGCUCUUCAGACAAUGACUCAGGUGCUAUCGAAGUACAACCCGUUCUCACUGCUGUGGACAAGUUAAGACAAGCAUUGUUGACAAACUAUGAUGUUUAUUCCAGACCUGUUUCUAAUGCUUCACAGCAAAUUCAAAUUUACAUACAAAUACAAGCUAAUCAUGUACAACUUGAUGCAAAACAAUCUGUGAUGACUGUGGGAUGUAUGUUUACUUUGGAGUGGUAUGAUGAGAAGAUGGUCUGGAGUCCAGACAACUUUGAUGGUUUGAAUAUUUUAAAUUUGGUUCACCAUGAAAUUUGGAUACCAGAAUUAGUCAAUUUCAAUGCUGUAGGGAAGGGAGUAUCUCCACUGGGACCAGCUGCCGUAAGGGUUACAUCUAAUGGUAAGGUGAGGUGGAGUACCCGCAGUCAUCUCCAAACUAGAUGUCAGCUGGACCUGAGGCAGUGGCCCUGGGACACUCAGACAUGCAGCAUUCAACUGGGCUUUUGGACCCAAACUGAUACACUGCAACUUAUUUUGUUUGAGAAUGGCACCAAGUUGGAACUGCAGAAGACGAGCUCCGAGUGGGAGGUGCAGAGGCUGGACGCUGAGACUAUUGCUGUUAGAAGACCAUGGCUGCCUGAUCUCAGCUCAGAUGAUGGGACUGACGAUAUAACCCCCACUUCGCUCACCUUCACAUUUGUCCUCAAGCGAGCAAGCUUUGGAUACAUCUACGUCCUGAUUAUUCCCAUUCUGGUGAUGAUCGUGAUGUCUCUGGCCUGUUUCUGGAUGGAUGUUCUGGGCAAGGAGAAGUUGGCUACUAACUGCCUGUUGCUGCUGCUGCUCUCUGGUUUCUUGUUGAGUCUAGAGUCCAAUCUGCCUGCACCUGCCGACCAUGCUCCAUUCCUUUUUAGAGUGUACAGUUUAGUGCUAGCAGUUGUCACAUGUGCUACCACAGUCACUGUAAUUGUUACCAACCUCACCAACACUUGUCAUGUCCGACCUCCUCCUCGGUUUCUCUGUGACGCAAUCUCUUCUCCUUUCAUUGGUUCAGUCUUCUGCUUACCAAAACCAAAACUAAGAGAGCCAGAGUACAAUCAGAUGAGAGAGAGAGGUGUAGAAAACAGCUUGUCAAUGGAGCCUGAGUGUGACAGUGUAGCCAACCUGUUGUGGGCCAAGUUAGCUGUGUUUUGUGACAGAGUUGCAUUUUUCUUCGCUCUUUUUGCAUAUACUGCUAUAUUUGUUUUCUGAGGUGUUUAUAAGCUAUGACUAAGUUUGGUAUUUUGUAUUAAUUAUAUAAGUUUGAUUGUACAAAUCUUAAUAAUAAAUAUGUAAUUAAUUUAAA
Messenger RNA from Homalodisca vitripennis (glassy-winged sharpshooter), 2065 nucleotides. RefSeq names its product neuronal acetylcholine receptor subunit beta-3-like. The transcript is spliced from 12 exons. The record is from RefSeq and is a predicted model, not a curated record. Bases 157 to 1971 code for a protein of 604 amino acids. Gene Ontology annotation, molecular function: extracellular ligand-gated monoatomic ion channel activity; transmembrane signaling receptor activity; neurotransmitter receptor activity. Gene Ontology annotation, biological process: chemical synaptic transmission; monoatomic ion transmembrane transport; nervous system process. Gene Ontology annotation, cellular component: synapse; membrane; neuron projection. Lineage: Eukaryota; Metazoa; Arthropoda; Insecta; Hemiptera; Cicadellidae.